UUAGAUAAACUAAUCAGACAAAUCUGAAAGUAUAAUAAGGGGCUUAUUCUAGAACAUCAACAGUCAAUUAUCAGUUAUUACAGUGCUACUGUUAUGUGACAUCGUACCUUUAUACAAUAAGUAAAACUUUUCAAGCUAAUUGCCAAAAAGUGCAAAAAUUGAUUUUACAUUCCACAAAAUUAUGGUACAUAUAAUGGUACAUUUUGGUUAAAGGGAAUAACAGUGAUAUUAACAUGAACAUAUACAUAUACAUAAUUGCUUCAUUGAUGCUAGCGGCUAUUCUAGGCCUUUAUUAUUAUUUCUUUAAAGAUCUGAAUUACUUUAAAAAACAUGGUAUAUUAUAUAAACUACCUCUUCCUAUACUGGGAAAUAUGGGACCAGCAAUUUUUUGUCUCAAAUCGACAGCCGAACUCGUUAAGGAGUUUUACAAUCUGCAUUCUAAAGCAAAAUACAUCGGGAUAUUUGAUAUUUGGACUACUCCAGUUAUAAUGGUGCGUGACCCCGAGCUUAUUAAAUCCAUUAUGAUAAAACAAUUUGAUACGUUUCCGCAUCGUCUAAACCCCAUAGACAAGAUGCAAGAUCCAUUAUUUAGUAAAAAUAUUUUCUCUUCUCGUGGAGAGAGAUGGCGACAAUUACGCUCUUUAGUGACUUCAGCCCUCACGCCUAGCAAAAUGAAAAGUAUGUUUAAGUUAAUGUCGGAAUAUAGUGCCGAUUUCUGCACUUUCUUGGCGCAAUUACCACCAGAACAAAGGAUGAUGCAAAUGAAAGACGUUAUUAGUAGGUAUACGAACGAUGUAAUUGCUGCUUUUGCUCUUGGAAUCAAUAUUGAUUCCAGGAAAAAUUCUAAGAACGAAUUCUAUGUAUAUGGCAAAGAGGCGGCUGCUUACAAUGAUGUGGUCUUCAUAAAAUUUUGGAUAUUUAGUUUUUUACCUUGGCUGGCGCGACUAAUAAAUUUGAGAUUGAUACAUAAGAAAAUAGCAGACACCUUCCGAGAUAUUGUGGAAAACAUCAUAAGAGCUAGGGACGAGAAUGGUAUUGUCCGGCCUGAUGUGUUGCAAUUGCUAAUGAAAAACAGAAGUAAGGACGGCAAAGUAAAGCUAACUAUCGAAGAUAUCGUAUCGCUGGCGUUUUUCUUUUUUGUUGAUGGCUUUGAUGCCAAUUCAACGUUAAUAUGUUUCGCCGCUCAUGAAAUCGCUGCAAAUCAAGAUAUACAAAAAAAACUCCAAAAUGAAAUCGAUCAAACUUUGAAAGAAAACAAUGGACAAGUACAUUACGAAACUAUUAACGCCAUGGAAUAUUUAGAUGCAGUGAUCUGCGAAGCUCUUCGAAUGUAUCCGGCUCUUGCGGCAAUCGACAGAGUUUGCGUAAAAGAUUUCGAAUUACCAUCAGCAUUACCAGGAAAGAAACCUUUUACUAUAAAAAAAGGAUGCGGCGUAUGGAUACCAGUUUAUGGACUCCACUAUGAUGCUAUGUAUUUCGAAGAGCCGGAAAAGUUUGAUCCCGAACGGUUUCUUGGUGAGAAGAAAAAAAAUAUUCUGAACUGCGGAGCUUACCUUCCUUUUGGUCUUGGCUCCAGGAUGUGUAUAGGUAACAGAUUCGCAUUGCUUGAGACGAAGAUUUUACUUUUUCAUUUGUUAUCCCGUUGCAACUUGAAAAUCUGCGAAAAAACAUCGAUACCGAUCAAGUUCGUUAAAGGUGGCUUGAGUAUAAAGCCCGAAGGUGGUUUAUGGUUGAAUGUGGAACCAAGAAAAAAUAAUAACUAACUAAAAUAAUAAACAUAUCACUCUUCUAUUGCGUCAAUUUAAUCAACUGAAUAUAUUA
Pogonomyrmex barbatus (red harvester ant) is the source of this 1821-nucleotide messenger RNA. RefSeq names its product cytochrome P450 9e2 pseudogene. The record is from RefSeq and is a predicted model, not a curated record. Lineage: Eukaryota; Metazoa; Arthropoda; Insecta; Hymenoptera; Formicidae.